GCGGCUUCGCGCUAAUGAAAUAACAUACCUGUUUCACGCUGUUUAUUUUGGCUAGUUUUUUGUGUACGUGCGCGUUGUUUUUUUUUGUGCGGAUUACGACCGUUAAGCUUGUACGAUUUAAUCGCAGUCAGCGCACCAAACCUCCCGAAAAAUGCGCGGAAAGGUACUGGUAGUCAGUUCUUGGCCAUCCUCGAGCAUAAGCACAUCGCGAGUCAUGUGACGUUGGCUUGCCAGCGUAUGUAUUGCUCCACGGCAUGGGGGCAUGGAUAUCCUUAUUAUCCCUCCUUCUUCUGGUGGGUGCUGUGUGUGGUGGUGCUAAGGAGAGAAACAGAAGUCAUGGUGGCGGAAACGUCAGCAGCCGAUCGUUUCACACGUCCAAACUGCCAGGAUUUGGAAUCGGAAAGGACCGCGAAUCCGAAUUUGUGAAGGGAAAAAUAUGCAUCGGAACGAACGGCCGCUGGUCGGUGCCUUCCAAUCGUGACCACCACUACAGAAAUCUGAAGAAUCGAUUUACGAACUGCACGUACGUUGACGGCAACUUGGAACUGACCUGGCUGCAAGAUAGCAAUUUCGACUUGAGCUUCCUGCAAUACAUACGCGAAGUGACCGGCUACGUUUUGAUCUCGCACGUCGACGUUCGACGCGUCGUACUUCCAAGUCUGCAAAUAAUUCGUGGUCGGACGCUCUUCAAGAUGUCCGACUAUGACGAGGAGUUCGCGCUGAUAGUCACGACAUCGAAAAUGUUUACGGUUGAAUUGCCGGCGCUUCGCGAUAUCUUGAGCGGGAGCGUGGUGCUGUUCAACAAUUACAAUCUGUGCCAUGUGAAGACGAUCAAUUGGAAGGAAAUCAUCUCGGAUCCGAUCGGCAAGUACGUCUACCACUACAACUUCUCGUCACCCGAGCGACAGUGCGCGCCUUGUCAUAAGAAUUGUUCGGCCGGUUGUUGGGGCGAAGGUGUCGAAAAUUGCCAGCGAUUCUCCAAGGAGAAUUGUAGUCCCCAGUGUUACCAGGGACGCUGUUUUGGGAGUAAUCCGCGGGAGUGUUGCCAUUUGUUCUGUGCGGGUGGCUGUGUGGGACCGAAGCAGAGCGACUGUAUAGCGUGUAAAAAUUUUUACGACGAUGGUGUGUGCACCCAAGAGUGUCCACCCAUGCAGAUCUACAACCCUACGACUUACUCGUGGGAACCGAAUCCUCAUGGGAAGUACGCGUAUGGCGCGACGUGUGUAAAAAAGUGCCCAGAACAUUUGUUAAAGGAUAAUGGCGCGUGUGUACGAACAUGUCCUAAUAAUAAAAAGGCGGAACGAGGGGAGUGCGUUUCUUGUACGGGGCCGUGUCCGAAGACUUGCACCGGUGACGUGCAAGUUAACGCGGGAAACAUCGAUACCUUUAAGGGAUGUACAGUGAUAGAGGGUUAUUUGCAUAUUUUAGAGAACUCGUUCACCGGUUAUCAACACUUCUUCCCCAAUCUAACGUUCGGAGAACGAUACCCUGCAAUGCACCCUGAUCGGUUGCAAGUGUUCACUACUCUCAAGGAAAUUACGGGUUUUUUAAAUAUUCAAGCGUAUCAUCAGGACUUUAAAAAUUUAUCGUGUUUUCGCAAUUUAGAAGUGAUAGGGGGGCGUACCUUAUAUGACUAUUUUUCCUCGUUGUACAUUGUUAAGACCUCAUUAGAAUCUCUCGAUUUGCGUUCGUUGCGCCGAAUCAAUUCCGGUACGGUCGCCAUAUUGGAAAAUAAGCAUUUGUGUUUCGCCGAAAAAAUUAACUGGAAAAAGAUUAAGAAGAGCAUGGAGCAUUCGGCAAUGUUACAGAAUAAUCGCAGUCCAGAUAAUUGCAGCGCGGCUGGGUUGGUUUGUCACGAGCAGUGCACCAAGGAUGGAUGCUGGGGAAAGGGGCCCGACCAAUGUUUAGCUUGCGCCAAUUACCGAUUGGGAAAUAUGUGUCUCCAAAAUUGCAGCGUAAUUCCAGGGAUAUAUCGCGCAAAUGACGAAGUUUGUGAGUUAUGCGACGAACAGUGCGGUUUUUCAUGUUACGGCCCCGGCCCUGACAACUGUACCACAUGUAAACACUUACGCGACGGCCCUUUCUGCGUUUCAAAAUGUCCGGCCUCAAAGUAUGAGGAUCGCGGCGAAUGUAAGCCCUGCCAUGUCAACUGCAUCGACGGCUGCACCGGUCCGCGCAACACGCUAGGGGUAGGCGGCUGCAAUUCGUGCGAAAAAGCGAUAAUGAACGAGAACGCGACGGUGAAUUUGUGCCUGCACAAGAACGAAUCGUGUCCGGACGGUUACUUUUACGAAUGGAUCGGUAGGCCUCAGGAGCAAGAGAAGCUGAAACCUUUGGCGGGAAAAGCGAUAUGUCGAAAGUGUCAUCCGAGGUGUAAGAAGUGCACCGGAUACGGAUUCCACGAACUCGUCUGCCAGCUUUGUACCAGUUACAAGAAAGGUGAGCAAUGCGAGGACGAGUGUCCCGAACAGUACUAUCCGGACGACAACAGUCAGGAGUGCCUCAAAUGCGACGAACAGUGCAGGGGUUGUACCGGACCGGGUCCACGAAACUGCCUGCAAUGCGAGCACCUGAAGUUAUAUGACGACGACCCUCCUUCGCCGAAUUCGACAUUUCAGUGUAUUGCAGUAUGCCCACCAGAAUAUCCCAACAAAAUCUUCUCAUCGGAAACGAACGAGUAUCCUUACUGUUCAUCUGAGUACAUGGCCCAUAUGAAGAGUCCCCUGCAAUCUCAAAGCGCGUCAGUGAUCUACGGAAGUACAAUUGGUGGUACGCUAUUCAUUGUGGUUACCGUAGUCGUCAUCGUGAUAUUCUACUUCUAUUGUAAGAAACUGAGGCAAAAAGAGGAUACGUUAAACAUGACCAUAGCGUUACAAGGACUCGAAGAUAACGAGCCUCUGCGGCCGACUAACGUUCAACCCAAUCUGGCUAAACUGCGUAUCAUCAAAGAAGCAGAAAUGCGUCGGGGUGGUAUAUUGGGUUUCGGCGCGUUUGGAACUGUCUACAAGGGCAUUUGGGUGCCCGAAGGUGAAAACCUCAAAAUUCCGGUUGCGAUUAAGGUGCUGCGUGAGGACACCGGCGUCAACACGAGCAAAGAAUUUUUAGACGAGGCGUACAUCAUGGCAAGCGUCGAUCAUCCGAAUCUGCUACAGUUGCUAGCCGUUUGCAUGACGUCACAAAUGAUGUUGGUGACGCAACUAAUGCCGUUGGGCUGUCUGCUGGAUUUUGUAAGAAACAAUCGUGAGAAAAUCGGGUCCAAGCUACUUUUGAAUUGGUGCACUCAAAUCGCGAGAGGUAUGGCCUACUUGGAAGAGAAGAGGCUGGUACAUCGCGACUUGGCCGCUCGAAACGUUUUAGUACAAACUCCCGCCUGCGUCAAAAUUACCGACUUCGGACUGGCGAAGCUGCUCGACAUCAACGAGGAAGAAUACAAGGCCGCCGGAGGAAAAAUGCCCAUCAAGUGGCUGGCACUCGAAUGUAUUCAGCAUCGCAUUUUCACGCAUAAAUCGGACGUGUGGGCCUUUGGCGUAACCAUAUGGGAGUUGCUUACUUUUGGCGGUCGACCGUAUGACAGCGUGCCCGCCAGAGAUGUGCCCGAAAAGUUGGAGAAGGGCGAACGGCUUCCGCAACCAAAAAUUUGUACCAUAGAUGUAUAUAUGAUUAUGAUUAAGUGUUGGAUGUUGGAUGCCGAGAGUAGGCCUAGUUUCAAGGAGCUGGCGGAGGAUUUUUCGAAAAUGACACGAGACCCUGGAAGGUAUCUGGUUAUUGUUGGCGAUAAACAUAUGCGACUUCAAAAUUUUCCAUUACAGGAGGAAAAAGAUGUGGUGCGCAACCUGGCUUCAUCUAUGGAAAAUUCUGGAAGCCAAUCAGGAGAAGAAUAUCUACAACCGAAAUCUCGAGCGCCUUUGUCCGUUGGCGGUUUAACAUCUAUGUCUGGAUCAAUACCUUCCACGCUAGCAUCGUUUUGGCCCAACGCCCCACCUCAUACCAUAUCAGAUGGUAGCUGUUCUCCUCAAAAUCAGCACAACUGGAAUCAAGAGCGCCUGCGCUACGCGAAGGCGCACGGUUUAGAUCCGAACUCGCUAAACAUGGGGAACAACUCCGAUUGCUCAAGUUUACAAUAUCGAGACGACUCGCUAAGCGUAUUCAAUAAAGAAGAUAUCGGCUCUGACGAAUACGACGCCGGACGAUCUCAAGCGCAGGUCGGCAGCUUAAAACUCGAAUUGCCAGUCGACGAGGACGACUACUUGAUGCCGUCCCCGCAACAGACGCACACGUCUUCCACUUAUGUAGACUUAAUAGGCGAUAGUAGUAAAAAUUCCGACGAUACUUCCACUAACAUGUAUCAGUCCUACGCAGACUUCUGUAAAACGAACAUCGAUAACCCGGAGUAUUUAAUGGGACCGGAGGCGGCGUGUCAGACUUUGGGCAUUCCCACCGUCUCCGAAUUUGUACACUCCAACACUGUUGCAAACGAUAAUAAUGUAAAUAGUAAAUCUAGUAAUUAUGUACCUCAGAAAUCGUUGGAAGAUGAAUCCGAUCACGAGUACUACAAUGACUUUGAUCGUUUACAACGAGAAUUGCAGCCGUUGCAGCAGAAGGGGGAAACGACUGUAUAGAAGUGAAGUGGUUUUUUUUGGUGAGGCUGUGCCAACGCAACAAUGUGAAGAAAAAUACUUAAUUAGCAAUAAACGAGAGGCGACUUGAACUUUUUUGUGCCAUUACGCUUAAUGUUAAUGGCGCUUUUAUUGUAAGGUAUAACAUAUCUAAACACUAUGUAAAAAUGGGGUAAGUUAUGGCUCGAAAACAAUCUUGCCCGUAUUGUCUGUGAUAUUUAAUGACUACACUCUAGUUAUUUAGUUAACAAAUUGCCUGUCUUGUAUGUUAUUUUAUAUAGUUACAGUACUUAUUGUAUCUGAGAAGUUUUUACAAAGCAAUAAAAAAAUAUUGUGCUUAGAUCUAAUUUGGUAUACGUAAUCGGCCAAACAAAAUGUAUAGUAAUGUAAAAAUAUCAGUGAUCGGGUACCAUCCAUUUUAUAACGGUGUAAAACGAAUUUUUAUAAGAAAAUGUAUAUUGUUUUAUUUCAGUUGUACUUUUAUCUGUGCCAUUAUAUGGACUAGUGCCUUUGUAUUGUAAACUUUAAAAUUCCUUGUUCAAAUAUUGUACAUUUUGAAUGUUUUUUUAAAUAAAUAUUUGAUAUUAA
Molecule: messenger RNA, 5204 nt
Organism: Photinus pyralis (common eastern firefly)
Lineage: Eukaryota; Metazoa; Arthropoda; Insecta; Coleoptera; Lampyridae
Gene: Egfr
Product: epidermal growth factor receptor
Exons: 5
Coding region: 255-4619 (1454 amino acids)
Biological process (GO): positive regulation of cell population proliferation; positive regulation of kinase activity; cell surface receptor protein tyrosine kinase signaling pathway
Cellular component (GO): basal plasma membrane; signaling receptor complex
Molecular function (GO): ATP binding; transmembrane receptor protein tyrosine kinase activity
Source: RefSeq, a predicted model, not a curated record